UCGAGCGAGCCAGCUGUAACCUUAGCUAACAUACAUCCAAAGCACAUGCCAUGAGCCGGUUUUGAGGUUGCAAAACCUGGGGAAAAAAAACACUCACGACUGCGAGAGAAAUCCGAUGAGAGGAACGGCUCAGAGAGAGUGAGCUGCCGUAGAUUGUCCAAAGGGGCAGCGUUUCUCCUAGUUCCGGUUUGUCUGCUUGUGUGCGCUGUGCGAGUUGGGACCCUAAACAAAAGGCUGCCAUCAUCCUAAAGGAGAUAUUCUACUGCGAGAGAGCCCGUCUGCUUGAUGCUAACUAAACAUGAGCUCCUAUUUUGUUAACCCUCUUUUUUCUAAAUACAAAGGCAGCGAGUCACUGGAGCCAACUUACUACGACUGCAGGUUUCCACAAAGCGUUGCCCGCAGCCACACGCUGGUUUACGGACCCGGAGCAGCCGCACCGGGUUUUCAGCACCCUUCCCAUCAUGUGCAGGACUUUUUUCACCACGGGACCACGGGGAUCUCCAACCCUGGAUACCAGCAAAACCCCUGCGCUUUGGCUUGCCACGGAGACGCAACGAAAUUUUAUGGAUAUGAAGCCCUUCCAAGGCAAACGCUUUAUGGUACCCAACAAGACGCAAGCCUAGCGCAAUACCCAGACUGUAAAUCCUCGAGCAGCUCUAACCCCGGAGAAGGACAAGGCCACUUAAAUCAAAACUCCUCUCCCAGUCUUAUGUUUCCUUGGAUGAGACCCCACGCCCCAGGAAGACGGAAUGGGAGGCAAACCUACAGUCGUUACCAAACUCUUGAACUGGAGAAGGAGUUUCUGUUCAACCCUUACCUGACCCGUAAGAGAAGGAUCGAGGUGUCCCACGCCCUGAGCCUCACCGAGCGGCAGGUGAAGAUUUGGUUUCAGAACAGAAGGAUGAAGUGGAAAAAAGAGAACAACAAAGACAAGUUUCCGGGUCAAAGAGGAGAGGCUGAAGCCGAGGCCGAGGAAGAGGGCAACGAGGACGGUGAAGGGGAAGAGGGAGAAGAGAAAGAAGCGGAAGAGAAAGAAGAGACCAAGGAGUGAUUUUAUGGGCCUUUUAUGGUUAUAUGGGUGAAAAAGAAAAAAAAGGAGAGGUCCCAUAAACAGACGAAGAGUCACAAGGAGACAGAGAGCGUCAACUUUAUGACCACACUUCUAUUUUGUCAAGAGGGAUCAGGAAUCCCACCAAUAUUGCUGUCAUAAAUAGACAAAAUUCUCCCUUCUCUAGUUUAUUCUAACAUAAUACGCAUUACCAUUUGGAUUUCUGUAGAAGCUACAGACGCUUGUAGCGUUUGUUUUCGUUUCAUAGAACUCUUGCCGUUGUUAAAAAAAAAAAAAAAAAAAAAAGAGAGGAGGGUAAAUUAAAACGCAUGUUGGAUGGAAAAUGGCGUAGCUAUUUUUUACAAAUUUGCUUUUAAUAAUAACUGUAUCAAAAGCGUAGCCAAAUAAGAUCAAAACAUGACCAACGCCGACCUGUGUUGUAAAUAGAUUAUAGCCUACAUUUAAAAAAAAAAAAAA
Archocentrus centrarchus (flier cichlid) is the source of this 1525-nucleotide messenger RNA. RefSeq names its product homeobox C8a (gene hoxc8a). NCBI's taxonomy places the organism in Eukaryota, Metazoa, Chordata, Actinopteri, Cichliformes, Cichlidae. Gene Ontology annotation, molecular function: RNA polymerase II transcription regulatory region sequence-specific DNA binding; DNA-binding transcription factor activity, RNA polymerase II-specific. Bases 299 to 1051 code for a protein of 250 amino acids. Gene Ontology annotation, biological process: regulation of transcription by RNA polymerase II. The record is from RefSeq and is a predicted model, not a curated record. The transcript is spliced from 2 exons. Gene Ontology annotation, cellular component: nucleus.